AUGUCCGACACCACAUACCGACCGGCACUCGAUGACCCUAACGCAUACGUUCUCUACCGGUACAUUCCCUCAACAGUAGCGGCGAUUGUUUUUGUGGUUGUUUUCGGUCUCACCACUUUGGCCCAUGUUUUCCAACUCAUCAAGAAGAAGACAUGGUACUUCACACCUCUCGUAGUUGGAGGUCUUUUCGAGGUCAUAGGAUUUAUUGGGCGCUACCUCUCGCAUGAUGAUGUUUGGGCACUCGGACCAUUUAUAAUGCAGUCGCUGCUCAUUCUACUUGCUCCGGCACUAUUCGCGGCGUCUAUCUACAUCAUACUAGGUCGAAUCAUCCUGCUGGUGGAUGGAGAGCGAUAUUCGCUGGUGCGACAGAAGUGGCUCACGAAGUUGUUCGUCACAGGAGAUGUGCUCAGCUUCCUGAUGCAAGGCUCAGGCGGCGGUAUUCAAGCGAUGGGUACGCUAGAAGCCUUGCAUACCGGCGAGCAAAUCAUCAUCGGCGGUCUUUUCGUCCAAUUGAUCUUCUUCGGCCUUUUCAUCGUCGUGUCGGGAGUUUUUCACUACCGCCUCGUUAGAGAUCUUCCUCUAAAGAAGCGCUAUAGUCCGUUGUCGCUGUUCAAAUCUCGGAGAUCUAGCCCAAGCAUACACACCUCAUCCACCGUACCCAGGGCCAGUCUAUCGGGACUACCUUGGAAGCGUCACCUCUACACCCUAUACCUCGCAAGCGCUCUCAUUAUGGUGCGAAGUAUCUUCCGCGUCGUAGAAUACAUCCAAGGGAACGCAGGAUAUCUACUCAGCCAUGAGGUAUACCUCUAUAUCUUUGAUGCCACACUCAUGUUCUUUGUCAUGCUGGCAUUCAACUGGACCCAUCCAAGUCAAAUUACAGACGCGUACCAGAAGAGACUACGGAGCGGCUCGCCCAUUGAGCUCCAACAUUCCCACGAUUCAGCGACAGGCGCGGAUGAGGAACACAUGCUAGAGAGUCGGGAGGCGAAGAGUAGUGUACGCACUGGUGGCUGGGUUCCUCCCCGAGGCUAA
Messenger RNA from Alternaria arborescens, 1032 nucleotides. RefSeq lists its product as hypothetical. Gene Ontology annotation, cellular component: membrane. The transcript is spliced from 3 exons. The record is from RefSeq and is a predicted model, not a curated record. Lineage: Eukaryota; Fungi; Ascomycota; Dothideomycetes; Pleosporales; Pleosporaceae. The coding region runs from base 1 to 1032 and encodes 343 amino acids.